Molecule: messenger RNA, 1404 nt
Organism: Tetrahymena thermophila SB210
Lineage: Eukaryota; Ciliophora; Oligohymenophorea; Hymenostomatida; Tetrahymenidae
Product: kinase domain protein
Exons: 16
Biological process (GO): activation of GTPase activity; nucleocytoplasmic transport
Cellular component (GO): nucleus; cytosol; perinuclear region of cytoplasm
Molecular function (GO): small GTPase binding; GTPase activator activity
Source: RefSeq, a predicted model, not a curated record
AUGUUUAAGCUAUUUAGAGAAAAAAAGGAUAAAUAUAACAGAAAAUGCAUUUGGAGAGUUUAGAGUUUAUUAAGUAAUUAACCUGAAUCAGAAACAGGCUUCAAAAUUCAGUUUGAUGAAAUAAGCGAAUAAGAUUUUUUAAAAAUGAGUUCUGCCUUAUCAAAUUGCUCUAAUCUUUAAGUUUUAAAUUUAAAUUUUGAUAAUCAUUGUGUGAUUAGUGAUCAAAGUAUCUAGGCAUUAGCCACUUCUUUAUAGAACUGCAAAAAUGUCUUUUAUUUCAGCUUACGUUUAAAUUGUUUAGAUUAACUUACUGAAAAGGGAGUAUAAGAUUUAGGACUUAUUUUAGAAAGAUUUAAAGAUCUUACAAAAUUGAAACUUCAAAUUAAAUGUCUAAAUGAUGAAAAGAGUAAACAAAUCUUAUUCCAAGCUUUAGCAAAAUGCUUGAAACUAUAAUUUCUUGCACUUAUUUUCAAUUGGUUUGAAUUUGAGGAUGCUGAUGCUAAAUAUUUAGGAGUUUGUUUAUCUAAUUGUGUUAAUCUGACUACUUUCAAACUCAAAUCCUUAUCUCAAAAGAUGGGUUAUAAGGGUAUAUAAGAUCUAUUUUUUGCUUUAACCAACUGCUCUAAGCUCUCAACAAUCUUGAUAGAGAUAAGAUUUAAGUAUCAUGAAAAUGAUUAUGAACAUUAAUUAGAUUAAAUAGGUAUAUGCUCUGCUUUACCGUAUUUUCCAAAACUCUCAAAACUAAAACUAGAACUACAUAAAGAAGUUAUUGGCGCUAAGAGUCUUUUAGAUUUAGGGAAUGAUUUAGCAGGAUGUUCUAAUCUUUAAAUUCUAGAACUCUCUUUCAUGAAUGAGAUGAGCUCAAAGUGCACAUUAGAACUAGGAUCUGCUUUAGCUAAAAGCUCAAGUCUUUCAAUUUUAAAACUUGAUUUAAGUCAGAAUAAAAUUGAUGAUGAAGGUGUUUCUAAUUUAGGGUUUACUUUAAAAAACUGUUCUAAAUUAUCAAAUUUAGAUCUUAAUUUAGCAGAAAAUAACUUUGGCAAAUAGGGAGUAUCACAUUUAAUAACUUAUUUAUCAAGCAAUACUAGUCUCACAACUUUAAAGCUUAACCUCUAGUAAAAUAAAUUGGAUGAUGAAGCAGUAUCAGGUAUAGGAUCUUCUUUUAUAAAAUCCUCUAAAAUCAGGAAUUUAACACUUGAACUUAUGGAAAAUGAAAUUGAUAAAUAAGGUGUAAAAGAAUUAGGAUCUGCUUUUCAAAGUUGGGAUAAUAUUUAAAUUAUAACAAUUGAUAUCUCGUAUAAUAAACUAAGAGAUAAAUCAGAAUCUGAAAAACUCUAUUAUUACAUGUUUAAAAUGAAGAGAUUAGUUUAAAAAUAUUUGGGAUACUCUUACUAUAAUAAUUGA